Molecule: messenger RNA, 2358 nt
Organism: Echinococcus granulosus
Lineage: Eukaryota; Metazoa; Platyhelminthes; Cestoda; Cyclophyllidea; Taeniidae
Product: putative ATP-dependent RNA helicase DDX5
Exons: 6
Coding region: 1-2358 (785 amino acids)
Cellular component (GO): ribonucleoprotein complex; cytoplasm; nucleus
Molecular function (GO): ATP binding; RNA helicase activity; RNA binding
Source: RefSeq, a predicted model, not a curated record
AUGGUAAAGUUCUGGCGCGCCCGUGACUCAAGUCUUGACGAUUUAAAGCCACCGCGGUGGGAUCUCUCCGACCUUCCCCGAUUCGAAAAAGUGUUCUACAGAGAACAUCCUGCUGUCACUAAUCGCCCCCAGGAAGAGGUUGAUAAGUUCCGAGAUGAAAAUCGCAUGACCCUAAGUGGUCGAGAUGUACCUCGACCAAUCUUCGGUUUCAAUGAGGUCGGUCUACCCUCUUACAUUGUCAGCGCGUUCCAGCGUGCCGGUUGGGCCACUCCGACUCCCAUACAAUCACAGGGAUGGCCAAUGGUGCUCAGUGGUCGGGAUGUAGUUGGUAUUGCACAAACGGGCUCUGGUAAGACGGCUUGCUACCUGGUUCCUGCGUUGGUUCACAUCGAGGCCCAGCCGCGUCUCCUCAGAGAUGAUGGUCCCAUUUGCUUGGUUCUCGUACCAACUAGGGAAUUGGCGCAGCAGGUUAUUCAAGUUGCGGAACAAUUUUGCAGUGCGGCGAGGCUUAGAACCGUCUGCCUCUACGGUGGUGCUCCAAAAGGUCCCCAACAUCGCGACCUUCUAAGGGGUGCUGAAGUGUGUGUGGCUACUCCUGGUCGUCUUAUUGAUUUCCUCAAAACUAGAGCAUGCACAUACCUUGUCUUGGAUGAAGCCGACAGAAUGCUGGAUAUGGGUUUCGAGCCUCAAAUCCGUAAAAUCGUCGAACAGACUCGUCCUGAUCGUCAGACUGUGAUGUGGUCUGCCACAUGGCCACGUGAAGUUCAGAGUCUCGCCCGUAGCUUUUUGAAAGACUACAUUCAGGUCAAUAUUGGAUCCACUUCGCUCCACGCGAACCCCAAUAUCACUCAGAUAGUUGAGGUGAUUGAGGACUACGACAAAGAUCAGAAGCUCAUAGGUCUGAUUAAGUCAUUCAACGGUCUUCGGUGCUUGGUCUUCGUUGAAACCAAGAAAAAGUCCGACCAGAUUGCAUUUUUCCUUAAAAGAAACGGGAUCCGCGCCGCAGCAAUGCACGGGGAUAAGGUUCAAAGAGAGCGUGACGCUACCCUCGAUGCCUUUAGACGGGACCAUAUUACUGCUCUUGUUGCCACUGAUGUUGCAUCCCGUGGUUUGGAUAUUGAUGAUAUUGAAUACGUGAUUAAUUAUGAUUUCCCCAAUCAGACUGAGGAUUAUAUUCAUCGCAUCGGUCGAACUGCCAGAAGCAACAAGAAGGGGACCGCAUUUACCUUCUUUACACCUAAAAACUAUAAACAGGCUGGUGACCUCGUAGACAUAUUGGAGGAGGCUGGGCAGCAAGUGAAUCCCGAGCUUCUGCGCAUGGCUGGCGGUAGCUGCCGCUUCAGAGGUCGAAAUGAUCGCAGCACCAGCCGCUUUGCCCCCCGAAGUGGCCAUUCAGGACGAACGGGUGGUAGCUAUACGAAUCAUAGUGCUCAGAGUGGACAUUCCUCCUACAGAACCCAUGAUUCGUAUUCAGCACGCAAUGGCGGUUCGAGUUAUAACGCUAGCCUUUCGAAACCCGAGAACCGGUACCAAGAUAGGAUCACGCCACAAUCAUCUGCUUCACAGGCACCUAUUCCUAAUCUGGGAGAGAAGCGAAAUUACUCACAGACUUCCCUCAGUAGUACCAGCUCUUACCAUCAGCUUCCAAAAAUAAGCAAGUCUAGCUGGGGUGACAGCGCGGCACAACCCGCUUACUCGCAAGCGGUACCCCAGGUUUCAUCUGCACCCCAGGGUGUUCAAACUAACGGCUGGAACAAUCCGUCCCAGUCAUGGGGGAAGAAUAGUCUCCCAGCUCUUCUUUCAGCUACGAAUCAGGUGCCCAAUAAUAAUCAAUGGUCCAAUAGCAACGCCUAUGCCCCGGCCCCAUUGUCGUCACAAAUCGCAGCUGUGGCUGCGAAAUCAAUCCCUGACUACAGUCAGAUUCCCCCUCCUACACUUCCAUCCUCGGGUAAAGUUGCACCCGUUUACCACACCCCGCUCCCACCACUACCACCCCCUGUGGCCUCUCAGCCAGCUAAACCGGCUGCCUACAUACCGCAACCGCCCAAGCCAUCAUCUAGCUACGUUCCUCAGCCACCAACAUCGUCUGGUUACACGCCAUAUGUGAGCCAGGCUCCACCGACGUACCCCCAGCUACCACCACAAACUUGGUCUCAAGGCUCGUGGCCAACAUCACAGCAGUGGGUUGACGGGGUUGUAGUUAAUGGUAUCUGGUCACGAGCCUGCCUCCCAUCGGACCGACUGAUUCAGUUUGCGAUUGCGUUUCACCGCAGCAGUCGGGAUCUCUGGGUUGGAAGCAGUCAACUUCUCUUCCGCACUUGCCACUUUGUGCUCUGGGCGAUGGAGCAUGUAGUGUGA